Molecule: messenger RNA, 3264 nt
Organism: Platichthys flesus (European flounder)
Lineage: Eukaryota; Metazoa; Chordata; Actinopteri; Pleuronectiformes; Pleuronectidae
Gene: cip2a
Product: cellular inhibitor of PP2A
Exons: 22
Coding region: 107-2836 (909 amino acids)
Molecular function (GO): protein binding
Source: RefSeq, a predicted model, not a curated record
CCGGGUCAGUUUGAAGUCUGGGGCGGGAAGAAAAAGAAGAAGAAGAAGAAGCAGCAGCUGUGUGUUUGUGACGUUUCUCUGAGGUCGAGGUGCUGCUCCCCUGGGGAUGGACCUGACGACGUGUUUGAAGUCCCUGCUGCUGGCCAUCCAGCAGUACAGAGGCAGCAGGACGACACACAACACAGCGCAGCUACACAAACAAGUGGAGGAGGUCUCAGGACUGAGAUGUGACCAGCUGCUCUCCUCAGGCCAGGUUUUACCCAGUGAAUGUGUCAGUGGACUGGUGGAGCUGGUUGGAAACCCAAACACCAACCCCUCCCUGACCAGCUCCAUCAUCUCUCUGCUGGCACAACUAGCCUGUGAUGACGACAGUCGGGAGAUGCUUCACAGCAGCUAUAACCUCACCAGCACCUUAGCCUCGGUCAUCCACUGCCACAGCGUCACACCAGCAGAGCCACUGGUCCUGCAGUGUCUUCAGGUGCUGCAGAAACUGACGUACAGCACUCGCACCUUCCAGUCGACAAACUACAUCCACGAGCUCAUCGCCUUUCUCAUGACCAACAUCCAGUCUCACAAUGAUGACAUCAUCAUGCCGUGCCUCGGCCUCAUGGCCAACCUGUGUCGUGACAACCACUCGGUGCAGAGCCACAUCAAGUCUCUGGACAAUGUGAAGCCGUUUUACCGCACACUGAUCAACUUCCUGGCUCACAACAGCCUGACGGUGGUGGUCUUCACGUUGUCCAUACUGUCCAGCCUCACCCUGAACGAGAAGGUUGGCGAGAAGUUCUUUGACGCAAAGAACAUCCAUCAGACCUUCCAGCUUGUGUUCAACAUCAUUGUGAAUGGCGACGGAACUCUGACAAGAAAAUACUCAGUGGAUCUCUUGGUGGACUUGUUGAAAAACUCAAAAAUAGCAGACUUCCUCACAAGGUAUCAGCACUUCUCAGCAUGUUUGUCUCAGGUCUUAGGACUGCUGCAGUCCAAAGACCCAGAUUCUGCAGCCAAGGUCUUGGAGCUGCUCCUGGCCAUGUGCAGUGUCUCAGGUCUGCGCUCGCUCUUGUGUGACGUGGUUUUCAAACCGGCUGCAGCCAAACUCAGAGCCCCGAGCAGAAGGCAGGGGCCCGGUCUGGAUAAUGGGGGACGCAAGGAACAGUCUGGCCUCGCCCUGGUGCAGUGGCUGAGCUCGCCUGUAGAGGGCGCUGAAUCCUGCUCUCUGCAGGCCCUGCACCUGCUGCAUGAGCUACUGAAGGAGUCGUUGGGAGCAGAUACUUUACCUGAUCGUGUUGUGAGCUUCAUAGAGAUGCUGCUUCCAGUGCUGCUGGGGCUCCUGAGGGGUCUGGAUCCUGCGAAGGGAGACGCUCACCUGAGGAAACACUGCCACCGCAUCACACACGUCAACAGCUUGCUGCUGCUCCUGUGCACUGACGAGUCCACCCGGUCCAUCGUGUCCCGUCAGGUGAGCGCUCAGCUCUGCCUCUCGCAGGCGGAGUCCCUCCUCUCCUCAUGUCACGGCAACAACCCUCUUACCUGUCUCCCUCCCGGCUCUGACAAUGAUCUCAGUCAGGUGUGUGCAGAAGCUCUGCUGAAGACUCUGGAGUUGAUGAGCAAACUGAGACAGCAGGUGAAAGACAUGGAGACCAGCUUCUACAGGAUGUUACAGGAUCAGAGGAUAGCCACUCCCCUCUCAUUGGCUCUGACGUCCCACCACCGGCAGCGUGUGCAGACUGGACUCUCGCUGCUGUUUGAAGCCACGCCCCUCCCAGACUUCCCUGUGUUGGUUCUGGGAGAAAGCAUCGCGGCCAACAACGCUUAUCGCCCGAGGGAUUGUGAGCUGUCCGUCAAACGUGUGGCUGUGCAGGAAGUCCCACCUCCCAGGAUAAACACGAGUGUACUGGACUCUUCCAGUGGAACCAGCAGGGGCGUCCACAGUCUGGUGGAGAAGAUGCAGAAUGGCCUGGGGGUAAAAACUCUGCAGGAGCCGGUUAAAGACUCUCAUGUGUCUGAGAUCAUCGAUGUGUAUGCAAAGAAGAUCUCAGCAUUUGCGUCUCAGGAGAGUCGCCUGCAGGACCUGUUGGAGGCAAAGGCUCUCGCUCUGUCUCAGGCCGACCGUCUUCUCUCUCAGUUUCGCUUCCAACGAGCUCAAGCUGAGGCCGAGGCUCUUAAACUCGGCUCUUUGCUGAAGGAGGCCGAGCGGCGGCGCGAGGAUCUGCAGAGCGAGCUCAGCAACCAGGUGCUGGAGGUGAAGCGCUCCAAGGCCGACAUGGAGGAGCUGCUGCAGCACAACGCCAGACUGCAGCAGGACACUGAGGAGCACCAGGGUCUGAAAGGAGGAUACAACGCCUUGCUCAGCAGGUUCACUGAGAGCGAGCGGCUGCUGAGGGAGCAGCAGGUCGCUCACGUCGCUCUCACCAAACAGAGCGACGCUCUGAGGAAGAACCACGAAGCUCUGCAGCUGCAACACGAAAAGAUGGCGUCAGAGUUGGAGGAGAGAGAGGAGGAGGUCAGAUCUCUCCGUUCAGAUCUACAGCAGAGAAACAGUGACAUCACAGGUCUACGUGGUGAACUUCGGGCCGAGGAGCAGAAGGUGAAGGAGAAGGAUCAGGAGAGGAGGGACCUGGAGGAGACCGUGGAUGUUUUGAGGAAAGAACUGAACAAGACGGAGCAGGCGAGGAAGGACGCCAGCAUCAAGGCGUCUUCUCUGGAGCUGCAGAAGAGCCAGCUGGAGACGAAGCUGAAGCAGAAGGAGGACGAGCUGAACAAACACUCGGCCAUGAUCUCCAUGAUCCACAGCCUGAGCAGCGGCAAGAUGAAGAGCGACGUCAACCUGUCGCUCUGAGGAGCAGAGGACUGACCGAGGGAAAACUGACUAAAGGAACUUUAUUAACUAUGAUCUUUUUAAUCUGUAAUACUGUAUAUAUAUUUUUAAAUAUAACUAUACUUAAUAAUACACAAAGAACUAGAAUUGUGAGACCAGUUCACACUUUCAUGUUCUCAUUUUUAAAUUAAACUAGUAUUUUUAAAGUCAUAUUGAAAUCUUUUGUUUGUGUCUGUCUUUUAUUGUUUGAUAAAUAAAUGAUGUAUUUGUAUCUUUACUGGAUUUAAGGCCAAAUCAAAUGUGUGUAUGUAUUUUAGAUUCAAUAUAAAACAGCGAAGUGACGCUGCUGCUUUUUCUUGUAAAUAUGUUUAUGAGCUGAUUUUCAUCAAGUGAAACUCAUUUGAUCAGAUUCGGUCAAGAUCUGAAUAAAUUACUUCAUUCACUUUGAA